GCUUGUCAUAAAUAUAGCUCCAUACUAGGUAAAGUGGUAAAGUAUCAUUUAUACAUCUACACCAUUUGGCAUUGCUGUUUUUUGUUUAGCAACAACUUACAAACACUCCAACAAAACUAACAGAAUGACAUCUGCAGACACCUUAAAUCUCCUUCCUGAAACUGAAGUCACCAAAAGUGACAAGACAAUCAUGGAUGUUGAUGCUAUUAUGAACAACAUCACAAUUGUUUUUUACGCAAUCACUAUAUUUUUGGGCACUUUUGGAAAUGCGGUGGUCAUCUGGAUGUCCGGAUUCCGUCUAAAAGCCAACGUCACCAAUGUCUGGUUGGUCAACUUGGCUGUAGCAGACCUGAUUUUCUGUUUCACUCGUGUUACUUCACUGAUUAAGAACCUCUACGAUGGAUUUUGGUUCUUUGGCUUGUUUCUCUGCAAGUUCAAUGGAUUCUUCAAGUACACCAAUAUGUUCUGCAGUGUUUUCAUCCUGGCCGUCAUUAGUCUGGAUCGGGUAAUUUGUGUUUGGCAACCGGUGUUCAGCCGGCAGCGGAGAACUGUAUGUGCAGCUAGACUCAUCAGCGUUGUGGUUUGGACAGUGGCAAUGAUCUUCAGUGCACCAUAUUAUGUGUACCGACAAGUGUAUAUUGGAAAGAACAACUUAAGCAAGUGCUCUAUGGAGGUGCCACAGUUAUCUGAAGCUGACAACAGAGCUAAGAUGGCCUUGUACAGUAUUCGAUUCUUAUGUGGAUUUUUGUUGCCUUUCCUCAUCAUCCUGACCUGCUAUGUACUAGCUGGUUUAGGGAUACGGCGAACACGGAUCAUUCACAAAUCACGGCCCCUUCGAAUUCUUGCAGGAUUGGUCUGUGCAUUCUUCCUGUGCUGGGGGCCUUACCACUUUCUCCUAUUGGUCAAAAUGGUGGACAGCAAGAGCCAAGCAGUAAAAGUGGGCCUGCCCAUAGCUAAGGGUAUAGCUUAUUUCAACAGCUGUGUUAACCCAAUUUUGUACUUCUUUAUGGGGCUGGACAAGAGACUGCGCUUUAAUCAAAGCCUGUCUCGGGUCUAUGCUAGAGCUCUAGCUGAAGACUUUGAGGUACAAACUUCACAGUCUAAGGAUUGCACAGGAACAAUGGAUGACACUUCAGAAGCAUUGCAAGAGUCAUAGUGGCAGGGAAGUAGAUGUUUGUAAGAAUGGUUGAAAAAAAGCUACACAGUAAUUGGAAGAAGAAACUAAACAUCAGUUUAUACAUGUUAGUUAUGAUGUUAAUGUACCUUUCAU
This is a messenger RNA of Tachysurus vachellii, 1270 nucleotides long. RefSeq names its product formyl peptide receptor 2-like. Gene Ontology annotation, molecular function: G protein-coupled receptor activity; complement receptor activity. Gene Ontology annotation, biological process: complement receptor mediated signaling pathway; positive regulation of cytosolic calcium ion concentration; inflammatory response. Lineage: Eukaryota; Metazoa; Chordata; Actinopteri; Siluriformes; Bagridae. Gene Ontology annotation, cellular component: plasma membrane. Bases 125 to 1156 code for a protein of 343 amino acids. The transcript is spliced from 3 exons. The record is from RefSeq and is a predicted model, not a curated record.